GCGGCGCGUCCUCCAGCGGCGGCAGCAGCGCUCGCAGCGCCGGGACCUGCAGCUACUGCACUCAUCCAAGUCAGACUGCUGGGCUGCUGCCUCCUUCCUACAGCAGCCUUGAGUCCUGGUCGUCGGUGGAGGCCUUAGCAGACGACAGAGGAGGAGGCCUGCUGUGCCAGACCAAUGCUGCGAGGGGUGUGAGGAGAAGAGUCAACGUCCAUCACUCAGCUGCCACUCCCAGAAAGCAGGAUGGAACUGGAGUGAGGCAGAGGGCCUAGAGCUGCUGACCAGCACGUGGGACGCUGGUGAUUCGAGGGUCACAGAGGCUGGACAACGUUCAUGGCUCUCGGGUAGAACCCAGCUCAACGGCCAGAAUGAAUUCUAUGGACAGGCACAUCCAGCAGACCAAUGACCGACUGCAGUGCAUCAAACAGCACUUACAGAACCCUGCCAACUUCCACAAUGCUGCCACGGAGCUGCUGGACUGGUGUGGAGACCCGAGAGCCUUCCAGCGGCCCUUCGAGCAGAGCCUGAUGGGCUGUUUGACGGUGGUCAGUCGGGUGGCAGCUCAGCAAGGGUUCGACCUGGACCUCGGCUACAGACUGCUGGCUGUGUGUGCCGCCAACCGAGACAAGUUCACUCCGAAGUCUGCCGCCCUGCUGUCCUCCUGGUGCGAGGAACUCGGCCGCCUGCUGCUGCUCCGACAUCAGAAGAGCCGCCAGAGCGACCCCCCUGGGAAACUCCCCAUGCAGCCCCCCCUCAACUCCAUGAGCUCCAUGAAACCCACUCUGUCGCACAGUGAUGGGUCCUUCCCCUACGAUUCUGUCCCUUGGCAGCAGAGCGCCAACCAGCCUCCCGGCUCCCUCUCCGUGGUCACCACAGUUUGGGGAGUGACCAACACGUCCCAGAGCCAGGUCCUCGGGAACCCUAUGGCCAAUGCCAACAACCCCAUGAAUCCAGGCGGCAACCCCAUGGCAUCGGGCAUGACCACCAGCAACCCCGGCCUCAACUCCCCCCAGUUUGCUGGGCAGCAGCAGCAGUUCUCGGCCAAGGCCGGCCCUGCUCAGCCCUACAUCCAGCAGAGCAUGUAUGGCCGGCCCAACUACCCCGGCAGCGGGGGCUUCGGGGCCAGUUACCCUGGGGGUCCUAAUGCCCCUGCAGGCAUGGGCAUCCCUCCGCACACCCGGCCGCCUGCUGACUUCACUCAGCCGGCGGCCGCUGCCGCAGCAGCUGCAGUAGCAGCAGCAGCAGCCACGGCCACGGCCACAGCCACAGCCACUGUGGCAGCCUUGCAGGAGACGCAGAACAAGGAUAUAAACCAGUAUGGACCGGUCUGUUCCUCUUUCCAGAUGGGUCCCACCCAGGCGUAUAACAGCCAAUUCAUGAACCAGCCCGGGCCACGGGGCCCUGCCUCCAUGGGGGGCAGCAUGAACCCCGCAAGCAUGGCGGCUGGCAUGACACCCUCGGGGAUGAGCGGCCCUCCCAUGGGCAUGAACCAGCCCCGACCACCCGGCAUCAGCCCCUUUGGCACGCAUGGGCAGCGGAUGCCCCAGCAGACCUACCCGGGCCCCCGGCCCCAGUCCCUCCCUAUUCAAAGCAUAAAGAGGCCAUACCCAGGAGAGCCCAACUAUGGAAACCAGCAAUAUGGACCAAACAGCCAGUUCCCCACCCAGCCAGGCCAGUACCCCACCCCCAACCCCCCAAGGCCGCUCACCUCUCCCAACUACCCUGGCCAGAGAAUGCCCAGCCAGCCGAGCACCGGGCAGUACCCGCCCCCCACAGUCAACAUGGGGCAGUAUUACAAGCCAGAGCAAUUUAAUGGACAAAAUAACACCUUCUCGGGAAACAGCUACAGUAACUACAGCCAAGGGAAUGUGAAUAGGCCUCCCAGGCCAGUUCCUGUGGCAAAUUACCCCCACUCACCUGUUCCAGGGAACCCCACACCCCCCAUGACCCCCGGGAGCAGCAUCCCCCCUUAUCUGUCCCCCAGCCAAGAUGUUAAACCACCCUUCCCACCUGACAUCAAGCCAAAUAUGAGUGCUCUGCCGCCACCCCCAGCCAACCACAACGACGAGCUUCGGCUCACGUUCCCUGUGCGGGAUGGCGUGGUGCUGGAGCCCUUCCGCCUCGAGCACAACCUGGCUGUCAGCAACCACGUCUUUCACCUGAGGCCCACGGUUCACCAGACACUGAUGUGGAGGUCUGACCUGGAGCUGCAGUUCAAGUGCUACCACCAUGAGGACCGACAGAUGAACACCAACUGGCCGGCCUCGGUGCAGGUCAGCGUGAAUGCCACCCCCCUCACCAUCGAGCGUGGCGACAACAAGACCUCCCACAAGCCCCUGCACCUCAAGCACGUGUGCCAGCCAGGCCGCAACACCAUCCAGAUCACCGUCACGGCCUGUUGCUGCUCCCACCUCUUCGUGCUGCAGCUGGUCCACCGGCCCUCUGUGCGCUCCGUGCUACAAGGGCUCCUCAAGAAGCGCCUCCUGCCCGCAGAACACUGCAUCACGAAAAUCAAGCGGAAUUUCAGCAGUGUGGCUGCCUCCUCGGGGAACACGACCCUCAAUGGGGAGGAUGGUGUGGAGCAGACAGCCAUCAAGGUGUCUCUGAAGUGCCCCAUCACAUUCCGGCGCAUCCAGCUGCCUGCUCGAGGCCAUGAUUGCAAACACGUCCAGUGUUUUGACCUGGAAUCAUAUCUGCAGUUGAAUUGCGAGAGAGGGACCUGGAGGUGUCCUGUGUGCAAUAAAACCGCUCUGCUCGAGGGCCUGGAGGUGGAUCAGUACAUGUGGGGCAUCCUGAAUGCCAUCCAACACUCCGAGUUUGAAGAGGUCACCAUCGACCCCACAUGCAGCUGGCGGCCAGUGCCCAUCAAGUCAGACCUUCACAUUAAGGAUGACCCCGAUGGCAUCCCCUCUAAGCGAUUCAAGACCAUGAGCCCCAGCCAAAUGAUCAUGCCCAACGUCAUGGAGAUGAUCGCCGCUCUGGGCCCUGGCCCGUCCCCCUACCCACUCCCACCGCCCCCUGGGGGCACCAGCUCUAAUGACUACAGCAGCCAAGGCAACAACUACCAGGCCCAUGGAAACUUUGACUUCCCCCAUGGGAACCCCGGUGGGACGUCCAUGAAUGACUUCAUGCAUGGGCCUCCCCAGCUCUCCCACCCCCCGGACAUGCCCAACAACAUGGCCGCCCUCGAGAAACCCCUCAGUCACCCCAUGCAGGAAACUAUGCCACACGCUGGCAGUUCUGACCAGCCCCAUCCCUCCAUACAACAAGGCUUGCACGUCCCACACCCCAGCAGCCAGUCAGGGCCUCCAUUACAUCACAGUGGGGCUCCUCCUCCUCCUUCCCAGCCUCCCCGGCAACCGCCACAGGCCGCUCCCAGCAACCAUCCUCACAGCGACCUGACCUUUAACCCCUCCUCAGCCUUAGAGGGUCAGGCCGGAGCGCAGGGAGCGUCCGACAUGCCGGAGCCUUCGCUGGAUCUCCUUCCAGAACUCACAAAUCCUGACGAGCUCCUCUCAUACCUGGACCCCCCCGACCUGCCGAGCAAUAGUAACGAUGACCUCCUGUCUCUCUUUGAGAACAACUGAAGCCCACCCCUCCGUCGGGGCCGCCCCUCCCCACUCUGCCUCCUCCCUUGUCAGUCCCACACACACUUUCCCACUGGGAGCUGUGCCCUCAGACCGCCCUGCUAUGGCCUUCCCAGAGCGGAGGGGGUGGGAGGGCGCACUGUGAAGGCUGUGUGGGUCUUUGGCCCGCCCUCACCCGGAGCAGGCCCCGAAGAUGACCCUCGCCAUGGGGAACCAGCCGGGUGCGAGGCCCAUGCUGACGAUGGCUUCCCGGUCCCCUGUGCGUGCCGACUCCAGACGGCCCUCCAGUGCCCCCAAGGUUCUUCCAGUUUCUAGACUGUGAUCCUGCCUCCCUGCUUCCUGGCCCAGAGCCUCCUUCAAGUGACUGAGCCUGAGAGAAGGCCCCCCAAGACCCAGGGGGGCCCGGAGCCUUGGAGGAGCAGUGACGGUUGGUGGCAGUGAGAGCCACCGUCAUCAGCCACCACAGAAAAGCACAAACCUCUGGGAAAGCGCUCUCUCAGGGGCCAUGGUCGUCGUUUUGACCCCUGACCUCUAAGCCAAGAUACCCUGUAAACACUCUCUCAGAAAGCGGAGAAAAGACAAUAUUCUGUUUGAGAGAAGGCGUGCCAUUCCUGCUUGGGGACUGGUGGGGACGGGUCAGGGGCUCCUUGGAGCCAGGACAGCGCAGCGGACAGCCCCAUGGCCUUUGGACUCAGGCCGGGGCCUGGCUUUGGGGGGCAGAGAGAGUUAAAGUACCCUAUUGAAAUUAUUGUGCCCUUAGCUGAUGGGCGGGGGUGCAGGAGGAUGCAGUCAGCCAGAGUCAAAUAGGAAUGGCAACUUAAAACUGCUCCAAGCCAAUCCCUGUUUUUAAGCAACGAUCGAAAGCUAUGACGUCAUCUGGAGAAAAGGAACAUCAGGCUUGGACAGCAAGCAAACCAUUUCUCUUCAUGUGUUCUGUUUCUUUCCUCCUGCUCCCCACCCACCUCUCCAAGACUGUUACGUGGGGCACCAACUGCCCUUUGUCCUAGUUCUUUGUCCACCCAGACAGCCAGGUGGGGUGGCGGAGGGGCAGGGGAGGCAUGGGCUUGGCCACGGAGUGGGCUUGGCCCCAGGCACUCCAGCCUCUCUGUCCAUCUGUCCCUGCACUCAAGGCUGCCCCUGGCUCCAGCCCAGCUCAUCACCAUGCGUGUUGGGAUAUGCCCACGAGCAUUGAGUGGUGUUUCUGUGGCUGCCUCAGAUGCCACCCUCAGCUGCCAGCCUCUCCUUCCCUUUGUGUCCCCCUGCCCUUGCAAGCUCACCCCAUACUCCCGCUUGCUCCAACAGAAGCAACCUCUGGUAUUCCCUCCAUGGCUUUGGCUUUGCUCCAUCCACCUUUCUGCUCUCGGAUCUCCCGGGUAGCUUGUGCGUCCGUUCUGUUUCAGGCUCAUCUGUGCUCCCCUAAGCCACAUGGCCUGUGAUGCUGCUGGGCCGUUGGGUCACUUGGGUCGCCUCUGUAAAUUCGUUGCAUCCUUCCCUGCUACUGCCUGGGGCCCUCUCAGGCUCCCCCUGCCACUGUCUGUGUUCCCAGUUUCCAUCUCUCUCUCUCUCCGUGACUGGUGGUCCCCAGCACUCCUCUGCAUUUGCCCAGAAUGGUGGCCCCAGCUUUGACUUCCAGCCGCUGUACCAGACAGCCAGCACAAGGUUUUCUGUAGGAAAGCUGCCAUUGCCUGCCCUGCCCCCCUUUUCCUUUGUCCUGUUGUCGAGGUUUUUUCAAACAGCGUGGUGUUCAGUAUGCAAAUCAAUUAUUUUAAGAAUUGCUUUUGUAAAUAUCUUUGUGAAUAUUUUAGUAUCGUCUUUGAUAAUAUUCAACAUUUUCAUGACCUGGUUAUCGCCUUUGCUGGUGUUUUUAAAAUACCUUGACUCAACAACAAAGACCGAGUCCUUUUUUUAAAAAAACAACAAACAAAAACAAAAAAGCCACCAGGGCUAUUUGAACAGAUGAAGGGGUGAAGCAUGGGUGGCUGUACCGUGAGUGAGAAGACCAGGCUGUCCACCAUUUAGAGGCCUCCCCAGUCAACUGGUGGGGAUGAGAUGACACCACGUAGUAUGUCUUUGCCUGGUGACCAAUAACCCCGGCAGGUCGCCACACUAUGUAGGACCAUCUGGGAAUGUUGCGCCCCAGACUUACAGAUGCCUUCCUUAGAAGUUUCUGCUUCCUGCCGUGCUACUCUCCCAGAAAGGCGUGGGGUCCCUUCUGGUUCUUAGCGGGUGUCCCCCCUCUGCUCAUCAACCUAUCCUCAGUUUUCUCCUGCAGAGAGCCCACCUACCCCCCACAGCCCAAGCUCCAGGCACCUCCCUCAGCCCUCUCUGGGGGAGCCAUGGACUCAGCCCCAGAGGCGGGUUUCCUGGGUCCCCUCCCAAGCAAGCCUCCACCAGCAAGUUCCCCAAAGCUUUCCUGAACCGUGGUGCCUGAAGCAUGCACUCUGGGGAUGUAAAACAUACUCUUCCAGAGUUUUGGAGCCAGGACUGGGUAAGGGAGGUAUAAAGGCAUCCAGGGCUGGAGUAAACUCCAACUAGUGACAGAUUCAGUGAAGACAACCUCCCUAAGCAGAGGCGGUUUUGAACUCCAGGGAUAUGCUUCCCUGACUCUUUUGGACAACUACUUGGAGCCAUAAGUCACCUCAGCAAAAAAAGAGGAUUCAGCAAGCCACUCUAUGACAAGCAUCCACCCAGGCCACAGGCAUGUUCUUGCCACCACUCCACAUGAUGGACAGGGUGCCGGCUGGCAGACAGGAAGGCCCAAGUACAGGCAAUCACCCCCCAUCUUCUUGGUUUAAGCUUUACCCGUGUAUCAUGUUCCCUGUAACCUUUUUUUUUUUUUAAAUCUCUUAAUACUUUCUCCCUCAUGGAAGCCCUAACCCCACAGAGAGCUCCAGGUCUGCUCCCUCAGCCUGACCCAUCCUGAUAGGACAGCGUCAGCAGCGGCGACUCAAGGGACGUGUGUACAUAUGUAAAUGAGUAAUAGAGACAUGUUAACAGAUGCAUUCAUUUCCCUUGGAAUGUGUAUUGUUUUUAUUUUAUGAAACAAAACAAAACAAGAAAAAAAGGCUUGGAACUCCAUCUUAACGUGGAAAAACUAGAUCCUGUUUGCUAGCAUUUGUGAGGUCUCUCCGCAUUUGUCUCACUCAUGUAAUAUACUCUGACCCUGUGUGGAAAGGAAUUUUUGUUCUCUUUUGUUUUUAUUUUACCUACAUGUACUAUUUAGCUUCAGUGUACUAGUCCUGCCACCUGUGUAUUUUUAGGGUGCUAUGGAAAUAAUGAAAAGAAAUGGGAAUUUCAGAAGAAAAUUGUAACCAAAUUCAUACUUUGUAUAAUUUUUGAUAUCAUGAUCACAGGUGAUUCACACGUACACACAUCAGCACAGUGCGGCCUGAAGUAACUCCCACAGAAAGCAUCAUCGUCUUUGUACAUCUCUGUACAAUGCAAUCAUUUCAUUUUAAACUGGUCAGAAAGCUAAUUGUGGUUUCUAGUCUUGCAAAGCUGUAUGUAGUUAGAUGAUGUGACAACCUCUAAUAUUUAUCUAAUAAAUAUGUAUUCAGAUGAAACCUGUA
Molecule: messenger RNA, 7153 nt
Organism: Talpa occidentalis (Iberian mole)
Lineage: Eukaryota; Metazoa; Chordata; Mammalia; Eulipotyphla; Talpidae
Gene: ZMIZ1
Product: zinc finger MIZ-type containing 1
Exons: 25
Coding region: 366-3584 (1072 amino acids)
Biological process (GO): regulation of transcription by RNA polymerase II; protein sumoylation
Molecular function (GO): zinc ion binding; SUMO ligase activity
Source: RefSeq, a predicted model, not a curated record